AUGUCAUCCUUUUAUAUGCAUACGUCUGAUGUUUUAAGGUCUUCAUUAGUUUCUCUACUUUUUGAUGGUACUGGGUAUGGGAGUUGGAGACGAACCAUCCUUAUGGCUUUGUCUGUUAGAAAUAAACUGGAUUUCAUUAAUGGAUCCUCAGUUAAGCCUCUUAACAUUUCUCCCUUGGCGAGACAAUGGCAGAGGUGUAAUGAUUUGGUGGUCUCUUGGUUAACCAACUCCCUGUCCAAAGAUAUUGCUCGUAGUGUUGAGUACUCUGAACUUGCCAAAGAUAUUUGGAGUGAGUUGGAGGAAAGAUAUGGUCAUGCAGAUGCUGCAAAGGUAUUUGAGCUUAAGAAAGAUCUAGCUCACAUCUCACAAGGGUCACUUGAUAUUGCCUCAUAUUUCAACAAAAUCAAGAAAUUGUGGGAUGAAAUUGAUUCCUUGUCAAUUAGUAGAGUCAGGUCUUGCAGCAAUUGUGGUUUCAAAUCUGACUAUCAGAAAGAUGAUGAUGUUCAAAAGGUGUAUCAAUUUUUGAUGGGUCUCAAUGAUGUAUAUGUGCAAACUAGAAGCAAUAUAUUCAUGAUUAAACCAUUUUCAUCUGUGAACACCGUCUUCAGUAUACUACUGUUGUCAGAUGAGAAGCAGAGACAUGUCUCUACCUCUCCUCGGUUUCUCCCUACAUCUGUCUCUUUCAAUGCUAGGGUGUCUAAACAAGGAUUCCCUUCCAGAAUUAAUUUUGAUGCUCAAAGACCCCUUACAUGCAAAUAUUGUAAGAAACCUGGUCACACCCUUGACAAAUGCUAUAAACUACAUGGGUAUCCUCCAAACUUCAAGUUCACAAAGGGGCCUGACAGUAGGAAAACUACAGCUCAUGUUGAAGUGAACUCUCCUGGUCCUCUUGCUAAUGUGGACUCUAAUAUGGGUCCUGAUUCUGUCUAG
This is a messenger RNA of Nicotiana tabacum (common tobacco), 930 nucleotides long. Lineage: Eukaryota; Viridiplantae; Streptophyta; Magnoliopsida; Solanales; Solanaceae. The record is from RefSeq and is a predicted model, not a curated record.